AAUUGACAACAAGGAAAACUUUAUUGGUAGCGGGCCCGGGGCCGGCGGCGCGAUGUCGGUGAACUACGCGGCCGGGCUCUCCCCCUACUCGGACAAGGGCAAGUGCGGCCUCCCCGAGAUUUUUGACCCGCCAGAGGAGCUGGAGAGGAAAGUAUGUGCUUUAGCAGACCUGAUAAGGGGUUCUUCCAAUAUAGUGUUUCACACAGGAGCCGGGAUCAGUACGGCUUCUGGAAUCCCUGACUUCAGGGGGCCCAAUGGCGUAUGGACUAUGGAGGAGCGGGGAUUGUCCCCCAAGUUUGACACUACCUUUGAGAACGCGAGGCCUUCCAAGACCCACAUGGCGCUGCUAGAGCUGCAGAGAGUUGGCAUCCUGAAGUUCCUGGUCAGCCAAAACGUGGAUGGCCUGCAUGUGCGUUCUGGAUUCCCACGGGACAAGCUGGCUGAGCUGCACGGGAACAUGUUUGUGGAGGAAUGUGUGAAAUGCGGCAAGCAGUACGUGCGGGACACCAUCGUGGGAAGCAUGGGCCUCAAGCCGACAGGCAGACUGUGCGAUGCCUCCAAAGCAAGAGGGCUUCGUGCCUGCCGAGGAAAGUUAAUAGACACCAUUUUAGACUGGGAAGAUUCUCUGCCUGAUCGGGACCUCAGUCUAGCAGACGACGCCUGCAGGAAAGCUGACCUGUCAGUCACUCUGGGGACCUCUCUUCAGAUCAAACCCAGUGGCAAUCUCCCCCUGCUCACUAAAAGGAAAGGAGGGAAGCUGGUCAUAGUAAAUUUGCAAGCAACGAAGCACGACCGGCAAGCCGACCUGCGCAUCCACGGCUACGUGGAUGAAGUCAUGACAAAGCUGAUGAAGCAGCUUGGUCUGGAGAUCCCUGAGUGGAUGGGGCCAGCGGUGGUGGAGAGUUCUGAGCUUGUGAAGCCCGAACCAGCCCUAAAACUCGACCCAGACGCUCAGCGCCCAGCCAAGGAAGAGCCCUGCUCCCACCACAAUGGCACGGCAGAGGGGGCUGAUGGGAUAUGCGCGGGGCUUGGCACUGCACGCGAGGAGCGCUGUGACGGUCUGAAACAGGAAUGUCCAGGCUCAGGCCACAGUCCCGUAGCAGCCAAGAGAGUAAGAGUGGAGUCGCUGCUCACCUGAGUUAGACGUCUUUGCUGUUGGUCGUUCGUCUUAGCAGCUAGCCGGGGCCGCUUUUCCUACUGUCCUUUUUAUACCUUGAAAUAUCACCCCCCCCCUUUUGUAAGUAUUAAAUAUACUUCAAUGAUGA
This is a messenger RNA of Gopherus flavomarginatus (Mexican gopher tortoise), 1265 nucleotides long. RefSeq names its product sirtuin 6 (gene SIRT6). Gene Ontology annotation, molecular function: NAD+ binding. Bases 53 to 1138 code for a protein of 361 amino acids. NCBI's taxonomy places the organism in Eukaryota, Metazoa, Chordata, Testudines, Testudinidae. The transcript has 8 exons. The record is from RefSeq and is a predicted model, not a curated record.